AUGGACAGAGGAAAGAGCGCAUUCAAGGAAAUGGGGACCAUUGAUGAUAUCGUUAUCUCUUCAAAUUUUAAGAGAAAGCUGGAUAAAAAAGAAAGGAAACUACGUGUGAAAGAUAACAGAGGUAUUGACCGUUUACUGAGAAAUGACCGUUUAUUUCACUCUCCACUGAAGCAUAACCAUUGCGAACCAGUUGAGAAUGGGUUAAAAAGCGAGGCCACGGAAUUAACAGUAGAAACUUCGUCCCAUUUUACACCUUAUGCGUUAUUCAUGCAAUAUAGAUCUAAUCAUCAAAAAUUUGCCGAUAAAAGUGGAAUAAAAGUGGAUAAGAAAAGAGAACUGAAGAAUUAA
This is a messenger RNA of Loa loa (African eye worm), 348 nucleotides long. RefSeq lists its product as hypothetical. The coding region runs from base 1 to 348 and encodes 115 amino acids. The transcript has 2 exons. The record is from RefSeq and is a predicted model, not a curated record. Lineage: Eukaryota; Metazoa; Nematoda; Chromadorea; Rhabditida; Onchocercidae.